Molecule: messenger RNA, 645 nt
Organism: Acanthosepion pharaonis
Lineage: Eukaryota; Metazoa; Mollusca; Cephalopoda; Sepiida; Sepiidae
Source: the annotation of a GenBank genome assembly
AUGUCUUUUUUACUUUUUAAAACCCUCUCUUCUUUAAAUAUCACUGUUCAUGAUUUCUCGCAAGUCUCCUGCGGUGAUUUCUCGUACAAAGGUAUGAAGAUGACAUUUAUUCACCUUCUUCUCCAUUUCCUCCACCCUUUUUCUAGCCCUGCUCACUUUCUUUCUUUCUUUCUUUCUUUCUUUCUUUCUUUCUUUCUUUCUUUCUUUCUUUCUUUCUACAAUUUAUUUUUCUCUCCAUUUUUUCCACCUUCCCUCUUUUCUUCCUUUUCUUUUUUAUUCAAUUUCUUUCUCUCUCUACAUUUUUCCUCCUCCUCUCUUUUCUUUUCUCUUCCCUUUUUUCUCACCUCGUCCUCCUUUCUUAUUCUUUUUUUUUACCGCCUUUUCACUUUUCCCACCCUUUCUAUUUUCUCCUCUUACCCUUUUUUUGUCACUCCUUUUUCUUUUACUGCAAUUCUUUCUCUCUCAAUUUUAUUCUUUUUCUUUUUUUACUUAUACCCGAUUUCCUUCUUUUUCACCGUCUCUGUUUCUCGUUCUCACUUCUCUUUCUUUUCAUUGACUUCUUUCUUUCUUUCUUUCUUUCUUUCUUUCUUUCUUUCUUUCUUUCUUUCUCGCCGCUUACUGCGCCCUUUCAUUCGAACGCUUUGA